Molecule: messenger RNA, 1173 nt
Organism: Alternaria metachromatica
Lineage: Eukaryota; Fungi; Ascomycota; Dothideomycetes; Pleosporales; Pleosporaceae
Exons: 2
Coding region: 1-1173 (390 amino acids)
Molecular function (GO): nucleotide binding
Source: RefSeq, a predicted model, not a curated record
AUGACAUCAGCAAUCCGCCCAGUUCGUGCUGCGCUCAUCGGGCUGUCUUCCUCGGGAAACUCAUCGUGGGCCUCGGCAGCCCAUCUCCCAGCAUUGCUUACCGAGACUGGACGCUCAAAGAUCACCAUCGCCGCGCUGGCUAACAGCAGCGUUCAGGCUGCAGAGUCCGCCAUCCAGAAGUACGGACUUCCGGAGCACACCAAGGCAUAUGGGUCGCCAGAAGAUCUCGCAGCUGACCUUGACAUGGACCUCGUCAUAUGCAACACCCGGGUUGACAAGCACUACGAGACAAUCCUUCCCAGCAUCAAGGCAGGCAAGGACGUCUAUGUCGAAUGGCCAAUCGCCAGCAACAGGAAGCAAAUCGACGAGAUCGUCGAAGCGGCCAAGAAGAGUGGAUCAAGAGUUGCUGUGGGCUUACAGAGACGAUGGACACCACCAGCUGCGAAGCUAAGAGACAUAUUGGAUAGUGGAAACGUUAGACUUGGUAAAGUGCUCAGCUCAGACGUGCGCGCUUUCGGGGGCACAAAUGACAGGGAGACGAUGCCUACUGGUCUGAAGUAUUUCUCUCAAAAGGAUAUCGGCGGAAAUGCUAUCGUGAUAGUGCUUGACAUCGUACUCUCAGUUGUAGGCCGACUUGACGCACAGUCCGUUUAUUCGAAAUCACAGAUCCAGCGCCCCAACAUCCGCAUCCAAGACCCUCAAACCAAGCAAACGGUUGAACAAGUAACCACCGACGUACCCGACUUCCUAGCCGUCCAUGGCACAAUAGCGCACUCUCUUCUCACGGCCCCAAAUGCAACUCUCUCCUUCCUGUUCCGACGCGGUCAGCCAUUCCCCGGGACGCCAGCUCUGACAUGGACUAUCAACUGCGAAUAUGGCGAGAUUCUUAUUACAUCUGCCACGCGUAUGACUUUCCAAAUGAGUGAAGGAGAUGAGCCGGUCGUGGUACAGGUGCACCAUUUCGAUACUCAAGAGGUGGAGAAUGUAGUCUGGGAUUGGAGCGAUAUGCAGAAGGAUGUACCCGUUAUUGGACGAGAUGUAAUGACCAGUCUUUUUGCGUUUGCAGAGGGCAAGGCUGAGGGAGAGGGAUGGGUGGGCUUGGAGGAUGCAGCGACAUAUGCACGGAUGGUUGAUGGGUUCUUAGAAGAGUGGCAGGAGAAUCAAAUAGGUUAG